GGACUCCGGGAUUCCUGCUCAUAACCGUUCAUUCGUUCUUCUGAUACGCGUCGCCGACGUCGGCUUGGAGCGCAUUUUACGUCCGAAACACGGUUUUUCUCGAAAAAUUUCCCAUUUGCAAACAUUGGAAAAUUGUGAAUAGAAAUGUGACCUGUUCAUCUGGGAGCUUGAUUUGGAGUAACUCUUCAGUUGGUGUGCGACUUUUUCAUCCAACGCAACUGUGAAGAGACAGAAAUAGAAAUGAAUGCCAGCACGAGUUUCCGGCUUGUUCUGAUCGUGGCGCUGAAUUUCCUGCUGGAUAGUCCUGCUAAUGCUGGGGUGGUUAAAAGGUCGCAGCGAAUGGUCAGAGAAGUCUAUCCUCCCGAUGUGGACCAGGACAGCGAAGGCAACCAACCUCCAGUUUGCAUAGUAGGAGAUGUGGUUUACGGUGUAGAUGAAACCGUCCCAGCUGAACAACCGUGCUUAAAGUGCCGUUGCCAGCCGCCAGGAGUGCAAUGUGAGACUGUCCAAUGCACGAAGAAGCCCGGCUGCAAAGCCAUCCAUCGGCCAAACAGAUGCUGUCCAGACUACCAAUGCGGUGAGAAUGAAUGCGAACACAAUGGCCACACGUAUGCAAACGGCGAAAAACUCGAAUCCAGUCCAGGUGGAGAAUGCAAAGUUUGCUACUGUAGAGGUGGCGAGGUGCAAUGCACCGAAGUUUCCUGCUACAUUCGCAACGACUGCGAAGGCAAAAGAGUCCCGGGAACCUGCUGUCCUAAGUACGACCAUUGUCCGCCGAUUGACUUUAACAGAUCCAGCAGCACAGAAGCAACGCCCAGCACUUCCAGGCCAGUUGCUGCGGAAGAAUGGCCCGAAACCAACGCCAGCACAGCAGCGCUGUCGCUGGAGGAAAUCAACAAAGUCCCCGUUCAGGAAGUCCCUUUGAAGGAGCAAAGCCUCCAGCAUAAAAUAACAAUCCAGGAGAUAAUUCCAGAGCGCAAGGAAAUUCCCAUAACGGCCCCGCCCAAGAUCUUCAUUUCUGAGCCUCAAGGCACGCUUCUGAUCGAAGAAGCCCUCCCUACUAGCGAAUACGCCUCAAAUGAUCUGGGAAUCGAUUCGGAGCCAGAGUCCAGCGAAGUUUCUGAGGUUUUCCAGCACCCGCCGCCAGUCCUGCGAAUCGGCGACAAGCUUUUGUUCCUCAAAAAGGGCAACUUGGUGCCUGAAAAAGACGUGACGACCCCGGACAGCGUCAUCACCAUCAUUGGAGCUGAGGGCCUUCAAAGGGGUGGCGUGGAGGAGAGUUUGGAGGUGCAUGAGCUGAAAAUAGAACCAGAAUUUGCCCCCAUUGCUCCUGAUCAAGCUGCAAAAACUCCAGAGGAUCUUCUCCUGCAAAGCACGGAUUUGCCCAAACCACUUGGGGAUCUCAAUGCUUCUUCAGACAGCAACGAUUUGGAGCUCAGAGUGUCAGAAAGCACGCACAUUUUGAGCCUGGUAAAGAGAAAGGAGAACCCUGCCAACUCAACAACUGCAGCUCCCCCAGCUUCCACCCCAAUAGAAGAACUGGUCAAUAACCUAACAAUUUACAAGGAAGAUGUCACACAGUCAACUCUUAUAGAAACCACCACGGAAAACUUAACCAAAAACACCGAACCGGUAGCAGAGCAGAACCCUGCCUAUCCCCCUUUGCCUGACAUCAUGCCAGCAGGCGGGGAAAACCAUCAAAAGGCCGACCUGGAGCUGGAGAGUUCCACCAAACAGACCAAGAUUUUCCUUUCAGAAGUCAACGAAUUCCUCACCAACCAGACUAAGAACGACACCCAUAUUGAGUGGCUGAAAACCGGGCCCAACCAGCCGAAUAAUGCCUCGUUGAAGUCGUUCACAGCCGCCAGCCUUCCGGAGGAGCUGCUAGUGCAAAAAUCCCCAAUAGAUGAGGAUAUGGAGCCAAACAUUGAGACCACCAUUGCCUCCAUUGGGGAAGUCAGCGAUUUAUUGCUGCCCAACUUCGAAAAAUUCGAAGAAACUCUGGUAGCCGACAACCAAACAACUGAACUUCCCAGAAACGACUCUUGGGCAGACGAAGGCCCCCAACUGAUUGCCGAGGUGAAGAUUCUGGAGGAACCUAGAGAAGAAGAAGAACCUCUAGAAGAAGACAAAGUCCAGCCGGCUUCAAUUGAGAUCAAAGACGCAGAAGACGAGCCCGAUUGCCCGAUCAAUGGAACCUCUCCCAGAUCAGUGGAAAGUGUGGAAAUGGACAGCGGAGAACUAACCACGCCCAGAACCAACCACUCAUCAAUGGUUUCUGCUGAAGCAGCAAGCGUGGAGACUUUCCAGCCACCCACCAAAUCCUCACUGGAAAGCGUGGAUCUGAUCCAACCUGCUAGCAAGGAAAGCGGAGUUGGGCUGAGCAGCUUGGAAAUCAUCGACAGCACUUCUGAGUCCAUACUGAAAGACGUGGAGCUGGUGGAUGGAAAGGGCGAAGCCCCAACAGUUCAAAGCUCCAGUGAAACCAACAUCAUGAAGCACGAUGUUGAACUGAUUGAAGUAGGAAGCACUCCAAAGCCCACAAAGGUGUCGAAAAUUGAAACCAGCACGUAUGAGCUUCUGCCAACGCCCGAAGAAACUCAGUCCAGAUCUAUACUGAAGCGAGCAACCAGCUCAGAAGAUGAGGUGUUCAAAGACCUGGAAAAGGAGCUAAACGAGGAAUCUUCGUCAUCCAAAAGCCCAGAAGAAGACCAAUCAGAGGCCGAGGAAAUAUUCAAACAACUGGCCAAAGAAACCGAGCAAAGCCACGAGGAGAAUGGGCCAAAGAAUCCCGAUCAGGAAAAGAGCGAGAGGCUCUCAAAGCUAGUGGCUGAUGUUGCCCUCAAAGGACAAUUUCCGGAUAUUAACGCUUUACGCCACUUGGGGCUGUUUGGCAGCCAAAGGAAAUAAACGGGGUUCAAGCGCACUGACUGAUGAAAAAAGUUUGUAUCAAACCUUUACUUAUUUAUUGAAAACGCUCGCCUCAGUGAACUGCGGGAGCUUUAGUAAAUUGCCAAUGUAAUUGUGAGAUUUUUAGCCUUAAGUACCUUCAUAGAGUAGCUUCAGUUGGAACAUUUGGGGCGCAUUGAGCAACAUCCAUCAGCUUGGGAAUUGUGCCCAGACCUUCAAAGUUUCAACAUAUUUAGGAUUAUUAAAGACUUUUGCGCGAAAAAUUCGCAGUUGCAACUCAGUAGACGUUAGACAAAGACAUGGAGCGCUUGCUCUGUAUCUAAAAUGUAUAUAAUUUUAUUGCAUGAACCUUCGACCAUCGUCCAGCGGAUUUUUCGAAGAAAUUUUGAUUAAUGGCACCCCAAUUAGCGCCUAGGGAUGAAAUGCUCACAACAUAGUUUUACAAAUUUAGAUAAGAUUUCUGGACUGGAACUGAAAUCACUUAGUUUUAUUGCAAGUGCACAAUUAUUCUCAUAGUCAAACGUAUUGUUCGAAACGCCCGUUUGAGCUUGAUUUUAGUGUAUUGUCGGAUUAGUGCUUCAUCUACAGGGUGUCACAAAUUGCAGGGGAGUGUUGCGAAAAUUAGGGCAAAAGUCCGGUUGUGUGAAGAAACGGUUAAAAUACAGUGUAAACAUUUAGAGAGGAAAAAUAUUUUCUAAUAGUAUGACAAUUGUUUUAAAAUAUCUCAGAAAAAAUCUAAAUCAUUUACGCAAAUGUCGCUUGUUUAGCCUAAAAAGGCGCAACUUUGCCCCAAUUUCGGUUCACGAAAUCCCAAAGCUAACACCCUGUACAUACGAGGCAGGAAUUUUGUAAAAUAAUCGCAUCGCAACUAGGAAAAGGCCACAUUUGAAGACAAACUUGUCUACUGGUAUUGAGCCGGCGCAAGCAAACAAAAGUAUUUAUUAUUAUAUUUGAAUUAAUUA
Molecule: messenger RNA, 3872 nt
Organism: Dendroctonus ponderosae (mountain pine beetle)
Lineage: Eukaryota; Metazoa; Arthropoda; Insecta; Coleoptera; Curculionidae
Exons: 8
Coding region: 241-2910 (889 amino acids)
Molecular function (GO): protein binding
Source: RefSeq, a predicted model, not a curated record